UCAACAAAAACGUCUGAGGAGUGCGGUCUGACCAAAAAUGAAAAAUCGGAAUUCAUAAUUUAUAGUAUUUUGCAAUUGCUUAUGUAGGUACUACUAAUAAUUGAAUUUUUAACACUGAAGUAAUUAAUAACAGGUUAUACCUAUCAGUUGUUGGUAUCAGUUGUUCAUCUCAAACAAGAACCAAUAGUAGCGUUAGCUACCUACUGUAUUCUGCGCCAACAGUUCCAAUUCAUCACAAAAUGACUUCAAUAGAUUUGGAUCCUGCCAUAAAAUUAUGCCUUAAAUAUUUGCAUUCAAAUGCAUCUGACUCGACAGAGCAAUUGCGUUUAACCUUAGAUGAUAUGAUUCGUCAAACCUACGGAAAUUCUAAAACCCUUGGGAACGUACUACCGAAAAAAUAUCUAAAUGAGGAAAAAACAGCGUCUCCAUCGCGGUCCAAACAUAAAAGUGACAAGGGAUCUAGUAGUUCAAAGACGAUACCGAUUCCUCAACAAAGUCCUCAGCAAAUACAGAUUCCUGAAAGAGAUAAUGAUGAUGAUUCUGUAAUGGACGGAGAGUUAGCAUUUGACUUCUUACAAGAAGAUUUGACCUGUGUUGUAUGUAGACAGAUAGCUGUACAAGCUGGUAAUCGCUUGGUUGAGUGUGAUGCUUGUCAUGCCCUGUAUCACCAGGAUUGCCACAAGCCUGUUAUUAGUGACAACGACAUGAGUUCUGGUUGGCAGUGUGCUACAUGCCUGUCUUCACAAACAUAUUCAACGACAUACACUACAAAACCAAAAUCUCCUACCAUUAUAUCUGAACCUACAACUCCUGUUAAGAUUACUGCAACUACUACAGCGUCUUCCCCGCCAUCGAAAGUUGUUACACCAAAUAUUAAUAUUGUGUCAGCUGAUAAACGGAUCCAAAUUAUGAAGAAGAAAGCGGCCAAGCAACAUGAAAAGAAGAAAAGUAAAUGACAGUUCCGAAUUUAGUUUUUUUUUCCGAUGUUUGUUUGUUUAUGACUAAUGAUUUGUAAAGUGGAAGCUUAAUAGUAACUAUAGUUAAUAGUUAAUACUGUUAUAAUAGCAGUUCCUUUUUUUUAAAGGUUAUGUUUAAGAUUGUAUAGAAUAAUAAUAGUUAGGCCUUAGGUAUAGACUAUAAGCAUGUAUUAUUAUAACAUAUUGUAUAUUAUAAAGCAUUUUAAAUUCAAUUCUUCUUUCAAAAGUUUUGUGAUAAUGUGGGACUCAGUUUUUUUUACUUUUUGUAAAUGGCUAAUUGAAUAAGUUGACUAUGUCAUAUUGGGUACUAUACUGAGAAACGUAGAACACAGAGCUUUAAUCUGGUUCACAAUCUGCCAUGCUCCUGUUAGCACAAGGUUGGAUGCCUU
Messenger RNA from Colias croceus (clouded yellow), 1366 nucleotides. RefSeq names its product integrator complex subunit 12 (gene IntS12). The record is from RefSeq and is a predicted model, not a curated record. Lineage: Eukaryota; Metazoa; Arthropoda; Insecta; Lepidoptera; Pieridae. The transcript is spliced from 2 exons. The coding region runs from base 240 to 956 and encodes 238 amino acids.